Molecule: messenger RNA, 1750 nt
Organism: Periophthalmus magnuspinnatus
Lineage: Eukaryota; Metazoa; Chordata; Actinopteri; Gobiiformes; Gobiidae
Gene: cbll1
Product: Cbl proto-oncogene-like 1, E3 ubiquitin protein ligase
Exons: 6
Coding region: 20-1534 (504 amino acids)
Biological process (GO): protein ubiquitination; regulation of cell adhesion
Molecular function (GO): ubiquitin protein ligase activity
Source: RefSeq, a predicted model, not a curated record
UGUACAUACAUACAUAUGUAUGCUUCCACUGCUCAUGCGCAGUUUCCUUUCCUGUAAUUCCCAGAAUGCUGCGCGCGUUCUCAGCUCACGGCGGAUCAUGGACCAAAGCGAUAAUGAUCUCCAGGGCAGCGAUGGCUCUGGUAGUUUGGGGGGACCUGACGUUCGUAGACGGAUCCCGAUUAAACUCAUUUCGAAACCGCCACUGAGAAGCAAACCUCCCCCCAGAGCUCCGAGGCCUGGAGGACGCGUGUGCAAGAGCGAAACGGGAGAGGACGAAAACUUUGGAUUCAAACCAGAGGAGAGGUUCGACUGUGGGGCAAAAGACGUCUAUGGAAAUCAGAGGCGAUUCCCACAACCGCUGUUUUGGGACUUUAAGUUGAACCUGGUUGGAGAAAAAGACAAGUUGCCAAUCCACUUUUGUGACAAAUGUGGGCUUCCCAUUCAGCUCUAUGGACGAAUGAUCCCUUGUAAGCAUGUUUUCUGCUAUGAGUGUGCCCUCCUCCAUGAGAAGAAAGGAGAUAAGAUGUGCCCAGGCCUGACUAUGUUCAGCUGCUCAGACCCGGUGCAGCGGAUCGAGCAGUGCCAGCGCGGCUCUCUGUGGAUGUGCUCCGUGGUCCCUGGAUGCAAACGUACAUACCUCUCUGAACGUGACCUCCAAGCUCACGUCAACCACCGCCACCUCCGUGCUGCCAAAUCCUCUUCCAACCGUGGCAACCAAGACCCUCUGCACCUGCCUCCACCCACCUCCGACCACACUGACCGAUACCGUGUCCCACCUCCUCAUCUUCAAAAGAAUCACCACAUGCCAAAUCUCCAGCAUGGGCCCCAUGAUCCUUACAGCCAACCUCCACCGACCGCACACGAUCAGCCUCCUCCUAACUCCGGUCUGGGUCCUGAGACGUUUCGAAUUGCAACCGUAACAACCAGGAAGCAUAGCAAUCUGAUCACCGUGCCCAUACAAGAUGAUUCAGGAUCUGGGAGGGAUGGCAUGCCACAGGGCCCCUCCCAACCUCCCCACCACCACCCAGGAGACUACCCCACGCAACCACCCGUUGUGUCCCACCCACAUCACCUAAUGCCCCAGCAACACUUCGGCCCACCUCCACCUCCUCCUCCACCCAUAAAUCACCCAAUGCAGCACCCACAAGGUACAGGCACUCCCCAUAUGGUGUACAACCAAGCACCACCACCUAUGUCUAAUGCUCCCCCGCCUAUCACACCUCCACCUGGGCAUAUCCUGGGUCAGAUGCCCCCCUAUAUGAACCAUCCUCCACCCCAGCAUACUGGACCACCUCCACCCGUAAAUGCACCACCUCCGCACCACUACAACCCAAAUUCAAUGCAGCAGUUUCCAGAGGACCAAGGGACCCUCAGCCCGCCUUUCACCCAGCCAGGAGGCCUCAGUCCUGGGAUGUGGCCAGCUCCCAGAGGCCCCCCUCCACCUCCACGCAUGCAGGGACCACCACCGCCCCAGGGGCAGAUGCCCGGGCCGCACCACCCAGACCAGGGCAGAUACAGACCCUAUUAUCAGUAGAAAGAGUUCAAUGUUGUUCAGUUAUAACAAGCAGGAGCAGAGUACAUUUUGGUAAGGCAUUUACAGUUGUUAAAAUACUCUUAAUUUGUAUUUUUAUUUUGGUGAAAUGUUGUGAUUCAGAAAUUAUUAGCUUAAAUUACUGCAUCAGAUUAUUACUGUCUGAGAAACAGAACAAGUUCAUUGUAAACAGUUUGCAAAUUAUUCUUCACUGAACUU